AUGAAAUCCAUAGUCGGUGCUUCUGUUGCUGCGUUGAGCUAAUGUGGCUAGCUAACAGAGGGCGUAACGUUAUUAGCUACACAUCCAGCAGCUAUGGUUUAUCAGAGGCACACAACCAACAAAAGACAGGCCACGAAUAUAAAUAAGACCAUUCGCGUCUGAGCAGCAAGGAGCUCGUCUUGUUAACUGAGAGUCCGUUUGUGACAAGACACUGGAAUAAGAAGACACUGAACAGGAUGCCGGUUUGACAACAUACUUUUGAAAUUGUUUGGAGGCUAACUUAAGCAUAAAAUAUCUGUUGCUGCAGCGCCUUGGGCACCAAGAGGAAUAUUUAGAAUAAUCAUGACCCCCCACGAGUCAGACGUGAGCACCAUCUCUCCAGAGCUGCCGGCAAUGUUCGACGGCAUGAAGCUGGCGGCGGUGGCCACGGUCCUCUACAUCAUCGUCCGCUGCUUGAAUCUGAAGAGCCCCACUGCCCCCCCUGACCUCACCUACCAGGACACGCCCCUCAACCGCUUCCUUCUCAAGUCCUGUCCUCAGCUGACCAAAGAGUACAUUCCUCCCUUACUGUGGGGUAAAAGCGGCCACCUCCAAACGGCACUGUAUGGUAAACUUGGCCGGGUGAACUCACCUCACCCCAGUGGAGUCAGGAAGUACUUACCCAUGCAGGACGGGGCCACUGCGACCUUUGACCUCUUUGAGCCACAGGGGGAUCAUCGAACAGGAGAUGACAUCACCAUGGUGAUAUGCCCUGGUAUUGGUAACCACAGUGAGAAGCAUUACAUCCGAACCUUUGUGGAUUACGCCCAGAAGGACGGUUACCGCUGUGCUGUGCUGAACCACCUGGGAGCUCUUCCCAACAUCGAGCUUACCUCUCCACGCAUGUUUACCUACGGGUGCACAUGGGAGUUUGCAGCCAUGGUCGGCUACAUUAAGCGGACGUAUCCUCAGACCCAACUGAUGGUGGUGGGCUUCAGUCUAGGUGGAAACAUCGUAUGCAAGUUCCUGGGCGAGAACAGCCUGAACCAGGAGCGAGUGCUGUGUUGUGUCAGCGUCUGUCAGGGGUACAGCGCUCUCAGGGCACAGGAAACAUUCCUACAGUGGGACCAGUUCAGACGCUUCUAUAACUUUCUCAUGGCUGACAACAUGAAGAAAAUCAUCCUCUCACACAGGCACAGUCUGUUUGGGGGAAACCCAGUUAAAAUGAUAGAUCUAGAUCUUGGUCCGCUGUAUACAGCAACAUCUCUCAUGCAGAUCGACGACAACAUCAUGAGAAAAUUCCACGGCCACAGCUCUCUCAAAGAGUACUAUGAGAAGGAGAGCUGUGUACAUUAUAUUCACAAUGUAAACGUGCCACUGCUGCUAGUGAACUCUGCAGAUGACCCUCUGGUUCAUGAAUCACUGCUCACCAUCCCUCGCACACUAGCAGCAAAGAAGCCAAAUGUGAUCUUUUCCCUGACGCUACACGGAGGCCACCUGGGCUUCUUUGAGGGCGCAGUGCUAUUCCCCCAGCCCCUCACCUGGAUGGACAAAGUGAUUGUGGGCUACGCCAACGCCAUGUGCCAGUGGGAGAAACAAAAGCCGCCGUGCCAAAGUGGCCACCUGAGUGAGAGCUCCUGCGCAGAGGAAAAAGCGUAAACCUCUGACCGUUGUUCUCUCUCUCUCUCUCUCUCUCUCUCUCUCUCUCCCUCUCCCUCUCCCUCUCCCUACCUACCUUCUCACCCUCUCCAACACUAAUGCCCCAGCACUGAGGAGACGCCUAAACUAAACCUUAAACUGCUCUCUCUUCUCUGCCUUCUCCUCUGGUGCUACUCACCGCUCCCGACCCACAUCCCGGUCAAACAUGUCUCCCCUUUGUAAUCGCAAUCACCUUACGUUAUGUAAAGGAACAAAAACAACUGCCUUUGUGCUCUUUUUCCGUUGCGAAGACUUUGAAUUCAGAGCAGGAACAUUUUGUUUCUCUUCAUGUACUCAACAAUGAUCCUUGGCUAAUGGAGGCGUUGACUAAAUAUGAGGAGAGAUGAAGUCAAACUGGCAUUAAAAAGUAAAAUGAGAGCACCACUCUAGAGUAGUCCAGUGAAAAACAAGAGCACACAAGAAGCCUCCUAUUACAGUAAUCAAGGACUGUGCUGCAGUCGGUGCCCAUUUACCGCACCUGUAAGAAGCUCACUGCUUAUCACCGCCAAGGCCAUAUAGCCUAGUCUGCUGUCUUAACCAACACAGCAUCUUUGUAGUAUGUAUGUAUGUAUGUAUGUAUGUAUGUUUGUAUGUAUGUAACACAGAUUUGGUGUGUAUGUCUGUGUGUGCCUGUGUAGACCGAGAGUUAAAGACCCGUGACGGAGCAUGUGGUCUUUUGUGUUUGGUAGGUGUGAUCCAAAUUCUCUGUUCGUGGUCUAUCGACCCUUCUAAUAUCUGUUCUUUUGGGUGAAAUUGUUGCUCUGUUGUUGGUAGAAAAUGUACAGUAGAAAAUGCAAGUAUAAUGGUGGGAUUUACCACAUUAUUUCCAGCUCAUAACAUCCUCUUGACACUUGUGUUUGGCACUUGAAUAGAAAGUGUUCAGUGCUUACCAGACGUGACCAGGGAUUAACCCCAGUGGGGAUCCGUGCACAUUCCCACGGUCGCAUUUUAUCACUUUGAUUCAAUGCACUUUAUGACACAAUUUUGUUUUUUUCCGAAUUUUUUUCCACCCUCAUUAGUCAAAGCGCAUUUAUGGAGUUUAUUGAUGGUUUAGCUCUCCUCGUGAACGAGAGGAAGAACUGAAAGAAGCGAUGAUGAUAACGAAAAGUUAGAUGACCCAUAUGUUCCCUGUGUUGUCUGUUGUCUUUGAGCCCUCUUACUCUUUCUUCCGCCUUUGAACAGCUGCAGGUCCAGCCGAGGCUGAUAUCCUUCUCUUACUACACAGACGCUAGCACUCCACCCUCUAAACAUUUGACUUGGUUCAAACAUCUUUUGCGUUUUCCGGCAGAUGAUUCUGUGGUGUCCUCUAAUUUGCCUAGGGAAAGUUCAGCAGUGUGAAGCAGAUAUUCUCCUGUAAUCUAAUCUAAGCUGUGAGGUGUGAUGAGUAAGGAGAGCUGAGGGAGAACAGUGCUAAACCAAAUGUUUAUAAGUGGAUUGUUUGUACUUUGAGUAAUCCUACUGGGGAUUGUUAUACUGUAUACUUAAUUAUUAUAAUAAUUCAAGGGAAUAUUUCUGUCGCAAAUACUGCAUUGAAAGCUUAUUUUCUUGACUGAGCUGAGCGUUAAAGCUGUUGGAAUCUAUCUGAAAUGUGUCUUGAUGAAGUUAUACUGCAAUAAUGGGACCUGUGGACUUUUCAAAACCUGAAUCUAAUAGAGAACUUGUUGCACACCUUGUAAGGGCUUAGGAAGCUUCUUCCAAGGCAAAGUCCAGCCAAGUAAUCUUAACACUGUGAUGAGACAGAUGGAUGGUUUUAGAUGACAAAGGGGUACGCAGUGAUUGACAACAGCACAUUUUGUUUAGGUUGUUUAUGUGUUUAAAAGAUCUGGGUUUGAUAGUAUUUGCAAGUAGUAGCAUUUGUUGCAGGAAGUUUGGCAUGUCAGGACGAUUUAUAUUUAGCUUUGUGUCUGUUAGUUGCAACAUUAUGACAGAUAAUUAUCCUGAGCAUUAAAGUUCAUUCUUCACCUGGGAAAUAUGUGUUAUAUAGUAGCCAGUCACCAACCACCACUAAUUAAAUCUGUCGAUUUUUUUUUUUUUUUGGCUCAAAGACCAUUUCAUGACCACAGUUUAUGUAGAUUUGUUAGUUUUUGAGAUGUAAUUGGCUUAAAUUUAACCUCCUUUUUAUUGGAGUUAUUUUUUUUUUUUGUGUGCAAAUACUGUGAAAUCUAGGUAUCUCGCCAAUGCUGGCUUGGCUAAUAGGGAUUCACCGAUCCAACUUUAUCCCUCUCAACUCAGGGUAUCUGCCAAUACCAUGCACCGAUCCGAGACCAGUGCUCUCUUUUUUUCCCCACAUUGCAAAUCUGUACACCUCACAGAGUGGAACUCGAUCAUUUUGAUGCGCUGUGGAAAGCAGGGAUUGCCAUGGCAGUAGGUCAGCAACCCGCCAUAGCUGAAUUACUGAAACUGAAAGUAGGAAUGCUACAUUUUAUAAUGACAUUGACAAUGAAACUGUAUUUAACAUGGAUCAGUGACAUCGUGGCAGAUAGGGUCGGUGAAUCCCCAAAUGCGCCUUCUUUUUUGCCUCAAAAUAUCAUGUCAUCCUACAUUGUUCAAAACACAAAUCGCUGUUCACUGCUGCCAUCUGUCGUCAGGCAGACCAAACUACAAGUGCAUCCUCUUAUUCAUUUGCACUGAGAUUAUAUCCAUGGUUCACUCUGUCCACAGCUCUCAUUUCAACCAAAUCAGCUGUGGUUUAGUUUAUUCUGGGUCGUAAAACAAAGUUCUGAUGAAUAUUGAUGACACCAGCACAAACCCAGUUUCUGCAGUGAGCGCCAUUUAUGUUCGUUUUAAGAUUUUUGCCUCACCCAACUUUGCACAAAAAUGCAGGUUUGGAUGUAUUAUUUGGAUGUAUUUUUUUCUAGUCAAUUAUUUGGGGUAUUUUGUAUGACUUCUUGUGUUUUAUUUGCUUGUGCAAAUGCAUCAGAGCGUGAGCGUUAAUGAGUAAGAUGAAUACUAUCGUCACCUCUGAUUGACAAAUACCAAAACUUCUUCACUUUAACAAUGAAAAACCUAAAGAAAUAUAUAUAAAUAUAUAGAGAGAGAGAGAUAGUGUAUAUUACAAUAUUUAAGGGAACCGAUAUGAAAAAUAAAGGCAAUAACCAACCAGGAGGAAUCCUCUAAUCAUUUCAACGUGACUGUAAAUGUCAAAUUAUAUUAGACCAUAAUAUGUCAUAUACAUUAAGAUCAUUUUCUUCAUGGAGUAUGGGAUCUGAAAUGUUGUUUUACUGUUUUGAUAUGAGAAUGUGCUCCUGUGUAUUUAACCAAACCCCAGGGCUUCAAGCAUCUGUCAAUGAAUCCAAAAAAUUGGAUUGGGAUGAACAUUACUCAGUGUUGGGUUCUUCUAAAAGGAUUUUUUUUUUACUUUAAAUCUUAUAAGCCCAACCUAGUGGAAGAGAGCCCAUCGUGUUUUAAGCUACAGUAACCCUUAUGCGGCUUUAAUUUAGUGUUUACAAGCAUUUUGAUGUUUUAAGAUCGUAAAGGGACGUGGCGACGAAGACGGGGCACACAUAGUGACACAACAUGAUGUACUCAAGUGAUAUUGAACACUGGGUGUUUUUGUUGAAGAAAACCAGUGGGGUGUGUGUGUGUGUGUGUGUGUGUGUGUGUGUGUGUGAUCUAAAUAUGUGAGGAAAUAUGGUUAUUGUGUUCCAAAAUAAAUUAUUUUCUCAAAAGAAAAAA
Perca fluviatilis (European perch) is the source of this 5352-nucleotide messenger RNA. RefSeq names its product monoacylglycerol lipase ABHD2. The transcript has 13 exons. Gene Ontology annotation, cellular component: sperm flagellum; sperm plasma membrane. Gene Ontology annotation, biological process: steroid hormone receptor signaling pathway; acylglycerol catabolic process; medium-chain fatty acid biosynthetic process. Bases 343 to 1638 code for a protein of 431 amino acids. Gene Ontology annotation, molecular function: acetylesterase activity; monoacylglycerol lipase activity. The record is from RefSeq and is a predicted model, not a curated record. NCBI's taxonomy places the organism in Eukaryota, Metazoa, Chordata, Actinopteri, Perciformes, Percidae.